UAGAAGUCAGUCUGGUGUUUGAUGGGGAUCCGGUGGGCAGAGUGCAGUGGAAAUUCGAGGGUCUAGAUUUUACCGGCGAAUUCAUUUCGGCAUUCAGUUCGCCGGAUAUUCGAUAAGCUCACUGCUUAGUCGCUAAAUCCGAUCCAUAUUCUUUAGUACUAUGUUUUGCAUUUAUUGUGAAUCUGAUUUAGCAGUGAGCUAUAUAAAAUGAUGAUCAUUGUAGCCGCAUUGGUUCUCGGUGUGUUGUUUGGCGCUCUGAUUUUAAUCCCACGCGACCGUAAGCUUGGAAAUGCACAAAAGGUUCAAUUAAAUUCUACCAACAAGGCAUCUAAAGUGUACGGUAAAGACGAGGUCUCGGUUCAUAACAAGAGAACUGAUUGCUGGAUCAUUAUCAAGAACAAGGUGUAUGAUGUUACGUCUUAUGUUGAAGAACAUCCAGGAGGAGAUGCCAUCCUAGCACAUGCUGGGGAUGAUUCUACAGAAGGGUUUUAUGGGCCACAACAUGCAACUCGAGUCUUCGACAUGAUCGACGACUUCUAUGUUGGAGAUCUGAGGCUGUAAUAUCCAAGAAACAUCUGGCUUUGCGCUAUCACGUAGAGGACGUAUUUCGCAGCGUUCCAGCUCUAGAGAUGCCUUUCAGGGAAGAUAUCUAAUGAUUUGAAUUGUCUGGUUAGCAUUCUUGCGAUGUUGUAACAUUUGUAGCUGUACACUUUCAUUUAGAUCUUCAACUUUGUAGUUUUAUCUCUUUAGUUUGAAUUUGUUCUUUCUUUUUUCAUGAUUGCAAGAGGAGAGAAACUUUUCAUAGUGGUCUAUUUUGAUGUU
This is a messenger RNA of Cucurbita maxima (winter squash), 822 nucleotides long. Its product is annotated as cytochrome B5-like protein. Lineage: Eukaryota; Viridiplantae; Streptophyta; Magnoliopsida; Cucurbitales; Cucurbitaceae. The coding region runs from base 208 to 561 and encodes 117 amino acids. Gene Ontology annotation, cellular component: intracellular membrane-bounded organelle; membrane. The record is from RefSeq and is a predicted model, not a curated record. Gene Ontology annotation, molecular function: heme binding. The transcript is spliced from 6 exons.